UCCGAGUUGGAUGACCGUUCAAACGAAUUUUCCCAGUCGGAGCUCGUUUUUUCCCGAGUUCCCAGUUGUUUUCAAUGCACUGAAGUAGGAAAUCGGAGAUUUCCCAGUUUCGAGUUACCAGUUGUUUUGAACGCGGCAUUGCUUGGCUGGCAGUCUUCGGAUGUGACGGUUACAAAACAAUUGGAAUUGAGCUGAAAGUAUUUGCACAACGGAUUGAGAUGUCGAAUAAAUAACAUGAGGACUCCAAAAGGUCACCACGCCUUCAGCUGAGGACAUUGCUUUUUGUAGCGUGGGUGUUGGGCUACAUCGCCUUUCUGCUCGCAACUAGAAAGAUGUGGACGGGGAAAUACGUGCGCAGUCCACUCGCUCGUUCACUUUUCAUGAACAUGGUGAGCGAAAGCGAAGAAGCCGGACAAGAAACCCAGGAGUGGUACAGGUGUUCUCCAGACAUGUUGGGGGAGGUGGUUAGGCCUCUGUUUGUGCAGAGCCAUCUGGACCAGGACACCCAGGCUUUUCUGAGACGCAGCAUAGAAAAGUCUGGCUGGAUGUUCACCCAGUUCUACCACUCCUUCAUCUCCACUGUCCUCAGCCCCCUUGUGUCACGCACGUCCAUCAAUGGGUUCCUAGGUCGUGGCUCUAUGUUUGUGUUCUCUGCGGACCAGCUCCAGCAGCUGCUCCGCGUCGGCCCCGAGUGGCGAGGGGAGAGACUGCUGGACCUAGGGGCCGGGGACGGGGGCGUCACCGAGGUGAUGGGAGCCCACUUCAGAGAGGUCUACGCCACUGAGGUUUCUCCUCCCAUGAAGUGGCACCUCCAGAGGAAGAAGUACAGGCUUUUAGGUAUUGAUGAGUGGCAGCAUACUGGGUUCCAGUAUGACCUGAUCAGCUGUCUGAACCUGCUGGACCGCUGUGACGACCCCCUGGAUCUCCUCAGGGGCAUCCACCGCUCGCUGGUGCCCAGCACGGGAAGACUCAUCCUGGCCGCUGUCCUGCCCUUCCAGCCCUGGGUGGAGAUAGGUGGGAAGUGGCAGCGCCCCAGAGAGCACAUCAAAGUGAAGGGGAAGAAGUGGGAGGAGCAAGUCACCAACCUGUCCAAUGAGGUGUUCCGGGAAGUGGGGUUUGAGGUGGAGGCAGUGACUCGGCUGCCGUACCUGUGUGAGGGAGACAUGUACAAAGAUUACUAUGUACUGGACGAUGCUGUCUUCGUCCUGAAACCUGUGGAGGAGUGAAGUCAGUUACUGUAUCUUGGGGUGCAUCUCAAUUAUCCAAAUGUGCAUCCUUUCCUUGUCUCCUUCCUUCAUCUGCACUAAUCUUAAAACGAACGACCGUCCUUCCAACGGGACUGGACCAUAGAGAAUGGGCUGGUUCGACAUUGCAGCCGACAGUACAGGCGACUGCUGACUGACUGAUCUACAACUCAAUUAGCAUCAUAAAUAACUACUCAUUAUUUGUAGAUCGGUCGGUCAGUCACCAAUUACCCACAAUGCAUCAUGGAUUUGAUGCUCUCAAAUACGGCCAAUGAUAAAGUCGUCUAGGGGCCAAAAGGCUGUAUUAGAAUGAGCAGCGCCAUUGAGGGCUUCCACCAUUUUAAUGUAGUCAACUGGGUGGGACUUCCAAAUUCAUUGACUGAUCCCUCCUGGUGACCCUGUUGGGAGUCAUGUCCAACUGGGUCAUUCAUUAGUAGGGAUCAGCCAAUCGUGAAGAAAAUGUACUACUUCAAAAUGGAGAUGGCCUCAAUGGCGCUGUCACAGAUGCUAUAAUGGCACAGAUACAAAGAUGAGUCCGCUAUCUCUAUGGACUGGACAAGGUUUUGCCAUGUUGUUUUUACUCAUCCUGUGUUUUCAGAUGAGUGCAGACUGAGGAGAGGAAGCCACUUUAGACUAUAGUGAUGCAUCCGCUGACCUUUCCUAGAGCAUCUGUGUACAGUAGAUACAGUAGAAGGCUUCAUCUGACUGGCUGCUGGAUUUGUAUUGAAUUAGUGGAGGUUAAGCAAGAUAUUUUCUUAAUUACUAUUGAGAGGAUUUCUCAUUUACAUUGCCACUUUAAUUGGCUCUUUAAAGUCAGCUGGUGAAUCCUGGUUUGAAAUUUGGGUAGUGCCACUGUUUACCAACCGUCAUGUGUCAUACUGUGUCAUACCUUUACAUUCUAAGCAACAAAAAAAAUAAAAAAUGGAAGUUUGCCAUUGAAUAUAAUAACUUGAUUUGAAUAUAACAUAUCAUAACUCUGUAAAUGAUAGGGAGGGAGGAUCUCAUCUUCUGUGCCAACAUAUCACUGUGGAAAUUGACUGUUCUUGGUUGAAGUAUAGUGAUGUAAAUGUAUUGUCUUAGGUUGGGUUGAUUGGUCAUUUUUCCAACAAUAACAUUGUUGGACAUAACCGGCUGAUCUCAUUGAUUUAGUCAAGCACAGAUGGAGGGAAUUCUUUCCCUGUCUAGUUGUCUUAAGGUUUAAUUAUAAGCACACUGUUUCUAACUGUUGUAUUAUCAACUGGGCAGUAACGUUCUGUUACAAUGAAAUCUGGAUUGAUUACUUAUAGCAAUGUGAGGCAUUGUCAGUGAAUAUCUCCCAUCUACAGUUUUAUAGGCAGCAGAACAAGUUUACUUUAAUAAUGUUCCACUCAGUGUAUUUUACUUAAAGUAAUAUCACCUCAACAAAUAAAAUAUUUUUCUGUGA
Molecule: messenger RNA, 2667 nt
Organism: Coregonus clupeaformis (lake whitefish)
Lineage: Eukaryota; Metazoa; Chordata; Actinopteri; Salmoniformes; Salmonidae
Product: protein-L-histidine N-pros-methyltransferase
Exons: 6
Coding region: 333-1226 (297 amino acids)
Molecular function (GO): protein-L-histidine N-pros-methyltransferase activity
Source: RefSeq, a predicted model, not a curated record